Messenger RNA from Prunus armeniaca (apricot), 207 nucleotides. The record is from the annotation of a GenBank genome assembly. Lineage: Eukaryota; Viridiplantae; Streptophyta; Magnoliopsida; Rosales; Rosaceae.
AUGGAUCAAGAUUCACCAAUCCAACGUCAGUUGAGGCUUAUUGGGAGAAAGGCGGCAAAGGCCAAGAGAGGGAGCACUUCGAACACUGAAUGUGCAAAUUUUUUGGAGCAAAUUGCUAUCCACGGCGCACUAAGAAUUGACAAAGACUUGAAAAGAGAUAAAGCUAACAAGGCACGAUAUGAAGCAUAUGCAACAGAAAGGCAAUAG